UAACCUUGUGAAGUGACUCAUAGUGACACUAGCUGGCUGUUGUCUCUCUUCCGGGGGUGGGGAGCUAGUGUGAGAGGCCCAGGGCUCCCACUGUGAGGAGGGACGGCUCCAGGGGACACGUGGUGACCUGAGGUCUGGGGGGAGUGACCUCGGGAACACGAUGGUUUUGUCUGACGCCUCCCAGGCAGGCGGCACCGACCAGGCUGAGCACCUGGGCCGGCCCUCUGUGCCCGGGGCAGGAGAAGGCCCGCAGCCCCCCGGCCUCCCCAUCGGCCCACCCCAGGCCGGCUCAAGGCUCCGGGUUGGUUGGACGGCCACGGCAGGGUCGGUGGGUGGGGAGAUUUAAACUCAGUGCCCUGGUGGCCGAAGAAGGAGGCUGAAGAUGGGACCGGGGAGGCUGGUGCCCACGCUGGUCCUGGCGCUUGUGCUGGCCAUGGGGUCCCAGCCACAGGAACAGCUGCCCAGGGAGGCCCACAGCCUCAACUGGAACAAGUUUUCAGGGUUCUGGUACAUUCUGGCUGUUGCCUCCGAUGGCCAGGGGUUCUUGCCUGGCAGACACAGGAGGAAGCUGGGGGCAUCCACGGUGAAGGUUCACAAAGUGGCCCAGCUGAAGGUGGUCCUGGCCUUUAGGCGGUCACAGGGGUGUCAGUCAUACACGUUAAUUCUUCGGAAAGAUGGGAAGAAGGCGGUGUUCAGGAACACACGUGCGUAUGAUAGCCCGGGGCCCGGAGAGGGAGGCCGGGGGUGGCAACGGAACACGUCCAGCUUCCCGAGCAUGAAAAGAUUCGUAGACAUAUGUGAGACUUUGGAGCUCGCCGACGGUGUGACCGUUCUUCCGAAAGACGGUAACACGUGGUCGAGAGCCCUCCCCCCCACCCCCCACCGUCCAGGUCCGCGCCAUGCCUGGCCCCGUCCGCCCUGUUAGGGUCGGCUCACCGGGGGCAGAGAGAGGAGGGGUGACAGCGGUCUCUUCCAAGCCCCGUGGGAGGCGCUCCCCUUCCACGGCCCCGUCCUGCAUCAGCACCGGGCUCGUCCUGCCGACGGGCGUGGCCAGGGGGCACCGGGCAGCCCGUCCGGUCUGGCCUCUGUGGCCGUGGCUGGAGGACCAGGGCAGUGUCCCACACCAGCACACGAGAAACCGGGGAGAGAAAGGGAACGCUCGUGGGCAGACCGGCCCCCACCGGGCAGUGCCCCCUCAGUGCCCCUGUCCCUCCACAGCCUCCUGUGCGCACACCAUCCUGCCCUGAGGGCCACCACCUUUACUUUGGGGCUCCGCUCGUGGUCCUCCGAGACCCCAGGAGCGUUCUUCGCGAUUCCGGGAGUUCUCAUCCCGCGGCUUGCUGAGAGGUGUCUGGUGACCCCAGGCCGCUGAUGGGGUGAAGUCCGAGGGCCGUGGCUCUAGCCCAAGAGGGAUCCUUGAUGAUCCUCAGGAGCUGGGGAUAGGAGGGCACGUGCUGGCCGGCAGGGAGAGUCCGGUCCUGGCCCGUCAGCUCGUGCCCUCCAGGUUCCACGGCCGAGAGGGGCUGUCACCUCCUGUCUGCUGGGAAAUAGACCUCGGACCGGUCCAGUGUAAUCCUCGCCGCGUGUCUUCUCUGCAGUGAGUCUGUGCACUGCUCCCUGGGCUCCCCGACACCCCACACUUCCCCAGAAAGCAGCUCACUCCUUCAGGAAACACGUAGAAGCACCCGUGACACGCCAGGCACGUGCUCGCUGCUGGCGAGAGGGCAGUGAGCAAAAUAGGCAAUAGCUUAUUGGAAUUUGGGGACUGUCAGCCUCUGAGAGAGAGGGCCUCGAGCGUCCUAGAUGCCUUCUGUACAGCUGCACAAGGACUAUGCACACCAUAAUUCUUCCAGAGUCUCCACAAAGACAUUACCCUAAUGAGGUGCCUGCAGGAAGAGCUCUUGACCACCUCACACUUUCUGUGCCAGUCUCCCGGCUCGGCUCGGCUGGGAGCCUCAGCCCCACGGUCACCCAGGAGGCCAGGGCUGCAGCCUCAGCUGAGGCUCGACUGGGGCAGGGUCCGCCUCCAAGACCGCGACCGGGCACGUGCUCUUGGCAGGAUUCGGCUGGGACUGGGGGGUCUCAGGACGUCUGUGUCUCAGCCCGGGGCCUCUGCAGGUUCUUGGCCCUGGGCCUCCUGGGGCAGCUCAUGUUAUCUGCUCUUGCUUCGUCAGAGAGAGACACACACACAGACACACAGACUGACACAGAGACAGAGAAUGGACCCGGGAGAAAAGGAACCUGGAGACACCACAGGCUUUCAUGAACCACCUUGGAAGCGACACCCAUCGUUCUAUUCUCUUCCUCAGAACCGGUCACACGGGCCUUCCACCGGGGAGGAGAGGGGAUGUCACGAGGAUACAAGAGGCUGUGUUAGUAAAAGAGGGCACAUGUCGGAGACAGAGACCCUUGUUUGUGCUGUGACACCACAGCCUGACGCCAGCAGGGACACGGCUGGUCCUCCCGUGGCCCAAACAGAAACCGGGAGAUGCAGAAGGCUGGAUGGUCACACCACAGAGGGGAGAGCAUCCCUCACG
Molecule: messenger RNA, 2537 nt
Organism: Felis catus (domestic cat)
Lineage: Eukaryota; Metazoa; Chordata; Mammalia; Carnivora; Felidae
Product: epididymal-specific lipocalin-10-like
Exons: 4
Coding region: 383-925 (180 amino acids)
Molecular function (GO): small molecule binding
Source: RefSeq, a predicted model, not a curated record